AUGAUAUAUACUGAAGAGUUGGAGAAAGAAGAAGAUAAAGAUAUGGUUAUGUUGCAUUUAGUCAGAAGAAACAACAAGAGCUUUUAUGACCUUGCUAAGAUUUACAAAUCUGACAGAAAUUGGUUCUAUCGUGAAAACUUACCGAUUUCAAUGACACCGAAUGAGCAAAUAAAGGAAAUUGUCAAAAGUACUCUUCCUCAAACACACUAUGACAUCAAAGGUUGCACAAUACUUACAUUCAAAGAAGACUUACCAUUACUGAAGGAAAAAAUAACAGAAUAUUUCGAUAACUUCAAAGAGGAAGAAUAA
Molecule: messenger RNA, 309 nt
Organism: Trichomonas vaginalis G3
Lineage: Eukaryota; Parabasalia; Trichomonadida; Trichomonadidae
Exons: 1
Coding region: 1-309 (102 amino acids)
Source: RefSeq, a predicted model, not a curated record